This is a messenger RNA of Saccharomycopsis crataegensis, 2574 nucleotides long. RefSeq names its product Sok1p (gene SOK1). NCBI's taxonomy places the organism in Eukaryota, Fungi, Ascomycota, Saccharomycetes, Ascoideales, Saccharomycopsidaceae. The transcript has a single exon. The coding region runs from base 1 to 2574 and encodes 857 amino acids. The record is from RefSeq and is a predicted model, not a curated record.
AUGAGCCACCAACUAAACAACCCAACAACAACAACAACGACAACAACAACGACAACAACAGCUAAUGACAGCAAGCCUCCUGCUCCUUCCAAGGACCGCCAGAGACUCCCGUCAGAUGCAAAACACUAUCCAGUCUUCAACUUUGGUGCUGGUGCCGUUGCCUCAAAUAGCGCAAAAAGAUCAUGCCUGACUGCCAACACUACUACCACCACCAUCAACACUACCACUAAGACUAACAACACUGCCACCACCAACAACAAUAAUAAAAACGGCUCUUUAACCUCUUCUAAAGAUACUUCUUCCAAUGAUACCCUCAUGAUCGCUGCCGAUGAACCAAACAAAAGAGCCCGUCUCGAUAUCGAUGUCGACAUGUCUAUUUCCUCCCUGGCAUCAACACUUCUUGAUCGUCAUCAUCACCACCACCACCACCACCACCAUCCUACCAAUAUUACCUCUUCAACAUCAACAUCCUCAUCGACGUCUCCUAGUCUAUCAUGUUCCCGUGAAGGAUCUCCAAAACAACCACCUAUCCCUGGCUCUGCUACCAAUAAUAUUAAUAAUAAUAAUAAUAAUAAUGCAUCUGCAUCCACCACCUCAUCGAUCAAAAAUAAUACUUCGACCGACGCCAACUCCUCUGCAAGAGACCCUUCUAGCCGCUUCACCACCUCUGCAUCUUCAGCAACCCGUCGUAAGCGGUCUCAGUCAUUACCAAAUAUCACAUUUUCCCACCGUCGGUACCGUUCUCAACCAGCUGCUGCUCUCAAUAACAUGGUUUUCAACGCUUCUCAUAAUAAUCCUGUAUUCACUAUAAAGACCACCAACGAUGGAACCGGUAUUAACAAUGCUGUUAACAGUCAAGGGUCUCUCAAACAAUUUUUCAAAAAUAACAAAAAACGUCAUGGAAGACAUCACCGUUCGCACAAUAAUCUCAGUUUUAACGGUUCAGAUCCUAGUCAUGCUCAGCUACCUCCAGUAAACACACAAUCUCUCAGAGAGAUUGAUUUACAAGAGAUCUUGAAAAACCCGCAACUUCGUCAUGACAUUUUGUUUGAUCCCCAACUUCAGUUUCGUCCAAAUUUAGAUGGCGAACGUGGCAAACGAAAGAAGCAAGUUGUUGAUAAAUACUGGAAUGAAGUCGAAGUUGAAUGCCACGAAUAUAUGAAGGUGUCCAACAAGAUCUUGACUAGUGACGGGUCUAUUGAUAUGGUUGGCAAUCUUUCGAAAUUCCACAACAAGUAUUCGAAGUUGCCUAAAUUAUUCAGCACCCUUCGGGAUAUUUUGAUCACUUUGUUACCAUCGAAAGAUCGAGCAACGGUUUACGAUGUGAUGGAUGUGGAUUUAUUAGUCCAACAGCUCCGCAAAGGGGUGGUUGAUUUUGUAUCAUUAGCUAGAUGGUUGGCCAAUGUUUUCAAAUCUCAUUGUGCUCCAAUGCGUGAUAGCUGGGUUGAUGAGAUGACUUUGAAAUUCGUGGAAGCUGAUAAAGAAAACUCGAUCAAAAAAUUGAUUGAUGGUUUGCGUACCAUCUUUUGUAUCUUGGAGGCAAUGAAGUUGGAUGUCGCCAACCAUCAAAUCAGGGUGCUUCGUCCAGCGUUGGUGGAAACUGCUGUCGAUUUUGAACGGGACUAUUUUAAUCAAAUGAUCACCAGAAGAAACUUGAACAUUUCUGACUCGUUGAAUUGGUUUACCAAGUACUACAAAUUGGAAAUUUCCGAAAACCCAAACAAUAACCCUCAAGCUCCAGUGUACCUUCGAAACGUUACAAUUUCCGCGAUUAUCAAGCUUUUGUCUUGUCGUGAAAUGACCACUGAAUUCCCAUCAUCUUUGUCAUUUGACCAUUCCAGACUAAUUCUUUUGCGUGCCGAUGUCCGUCAACUAGUAUGCUUACAAAUUUGCUUGUAUCUUUACAAGCAAUUGGUUUCUACAUAUAAUGCAAAAGACCCACUUAAGAAGUCUCGUCUAUUAACCAAAACUUGCCUCCAAGAUGUCAAGAGAGAAAUUUUGGCGGUCAUCACUGAUGAAAAUGGUAAUGUGAAAUGGACCCGUAACAUCCCAUCUAUUGCCGUCCAACUUGCCAAGAGAUCAAUUAUAGACCCAACUAGUGUAAAUUCGUCAUCUGCCAGUACUCCACCUCCAUCAUCUAUCGUGAGUUUUGCGCAUUCUUGGUUAUUGAAGCAAACUCAACCAAGAAGUGAUGUGUAUGGAUUAAUGGAAGAUAGAAUUUUCCAACAAUUGAAGACUCUGGUGAGUGACAUUCUUGAAAACACUAAGAUUGGAAGUUCUACCCCAACUUCUGCUACCGGUGUCACUUUUAAAGGCAUUCCUUCCCCAUCUUCCGCUACCAAUUCUGCUGCUGCAGCCAGUAGAUCUGGUACCGGUGCUUUAAUGAGCAGCUCUUCAAUUUCUAAUAAUGCCAGUGGAUAUACUACUCCGACCACCCCGGGUUCCGCUAAUGGUAAUGCUCAAUUACUGGAAGAAAUAGUCUCAUUGAGUAGCCGUUUAUCAGUGUUGGCCAAUUUCCACUGGUCAGUGUUUGGCAACCAUUAUACGGAAGCCAUUAAGGAUAUUGAGAACUGA